Candida dubliniensis CD36 is the source of this 1425-nucleotide messenger RNA. RefSeq lists its product as uncharacterized. The transcript has a single exon. The record is from RefSeq and is a predicted model, not a curated record. The coding region runs from base 1 to 1425 and encodes 474 amino acids. Lineage: Eukaryota; Fungi; Ascomycota; Pichiomycetes; Serinales; Debaryomycetaceae.
AUGAAAGUAUCAAUAUUAACAACUUCAUUACUAUUCAUUCUUCUAACCAAUGGUGCUACUAUUCUCGAUGAUUAUUUCCCAAAAGAAACUCCGGCACCAACUCCAACAUUAACUACCAAAUCAAAUCCAGAAUUACAUAUUUCACCUUCAAUAAAUCUUUUCAAACGUAUUAGAGAAGUUAUUAUCAAUAAAGAUUAUGCUAAAAAUCAAGCAGCUAAAACUCAAUCUUCUUCUUCUACAAUAACUCCACCUCCUAAAUGGGUUCGUACUUUAAAUGAUGGGAAAGUUGAAAUAGUUACUCCAACAAUCAUUGAAGGAGUUACAUUUAAUGCUCAACCACCUACUACAACUAAUGGAUUAGAAUAUUGGGUAUCAUUAAAAGAUGAUGGAUCACCUAAAACCAUUAAACCUCAAAUGAAAAAUGGUCAAAUAAAGAAUGGACGUCCUGAUUAUAGUACUUGGUUUCAAACUGCUACUACUAUUGUUUAUAAUAAAGAACAAUUAAAAGCUCAUAAUAUGGCUGAUGAUGAAAUAUUUGAAGAAAUUAAAUAUAUUCCUGAAUCAGAUUUACAAGAUCAUUUAUUAAAUCCAAUUAUUAGAUGUACUCCUGAUAGAUAUAAAAAAAAGGGAAUUGGUAAAGAUAAAUCAACUGAACCAUUUUGUACUCCUAAAGAUGAUGCAAGAUUAACUAAAGAUAAAACUUAUUUUAUUACUUGGUAUUCAAGAUUUUUCGAUGAAAAUAAAGUAAAUAAAGUUAGAAUUCAUUUAUCUAAUAUUAAAGAAAGUUUAAAACAAAAAGGAUUGAAAAAAAGACAAUCACAACAAAAUAAUAAUAAUAAAUUGAUUGAAUUAAUAGAUAAACGAUCAAAAGUUCUUGAAAUGGGAGGGAAAGUUGAAGAUUUUUCAUUUUUUUCAUCAGAUUGGAUUUCUAAUGAUCAAGGUUAUUAUCCAUUAUUUAUUGAUGAAAAUUGGUUUGGAUCAGAAUAUUGGAAAAAAAUAUUAAUUUCAAUUCAACCAGAUAAUAUACCUAAUGAUCAAUUUAAUUUUUUAGAAAAUUCUAUCGUUGUAGAAAUUUGGAAAGGAGUUAAAGUAUCAAAAGAUCAUUUAAUUGAUUUAAAAAAAUUAGAAGAAAAAUAUUCUAAUAGAAAUAUGCAUGAUUUUGAAAUUGAUCAAGGUAUUGAUUUUGAAAAAUAUAUGAUUAUGAUGGCUUUACCAACUUGUGUUUUAAUUUUUGGUAUUGGUAUGUGGUUAUUUGUUACCAUUAAUAAAAUUGAUUUAAGUAAUAUUAAAAAAAGAAAAUUUGCUAGAGAAAAUACAACUCAUAAAAAGAUCCCUUUUAAAAGUAAAAAAAAAAUUAAUAAAGAUUAUGAUUAUGAUCAUUUACCUCAAUUUAAUACUGAACUUGAUGAAUUAAAACAUGAUUAA